Molecule: messenger RNA, 1432 nt
Organism: Xylaria bambusicola
Lineage: Eukaryota; Fungi; Ascomycota; Sordariomycetes; Xylariales; Xylariaceae
Product: PQ loop repeat-domain-containing protein
Exons: 2
Coding region: 278-1114 (278 amino acids)
Biological process (GO): L-cystine transport
Cellular component (GO): fungal-type vacuole; vacuolar membrane
Molecular function (GO): L-cystine transmembrane transporter activity
Source: RefSeq, a predicted model, not a curated record
GGUGAUCUCGUGCGCCAUUACUUGCCUACCUAGGUAGCCUAGGUAGUUUGAUAUCGAUUGAUAUUUCCUUCGCAGAGCCAACAAAGCCAUGGGUUCUACCUCAUUUUGAAAAGUUCGCUAGUAGUACACUAUUAGAAGCAUUCAAUCAAACACUGCAUCAAGCAGAGGCUUCUAGUUCAAUGCCGAGCUAAUGGGAUCAUCCAUCCAGAACCCCAAACCACAUACUGCAAGCUAGCAGCGCAAAGAGAGCCUUGUCGUCAUCGUCUUCAUUAUCAUCAUGAAUUUCCUCGAAGUCCUGUCAGCUCUUUUCGGCUGGAUCUAUACCAUCUGCUGGUCGUUAUCUUUUUACCCACAAGCGAUUCUCAACUUCAGAAGGAAGUCGACUGGUGGAACAACUGUUGAUUUCCCCUUUCUCAACGUGCUUGGGUUUGCUUCUUACUUGAUAUACACCUGCGCGUUUUACUGGUCCUCAACUAUCCGUUACCAGUAUGCGCUACGUCACGAUAAUCAUACACCAACGGUAGCCUUCAAUGACGUCGCAUUCGCUCUUCAUGCCCUUAUCCUUACUGCCAUCCUGAACACACAAUACUUUCUGCCGUCUAUAUGGGGCUUCGAGUUGCCGAUCGCUCGAAGCCCCUCGCGCUUCAUCACUGGAGUCUUCACCGGCUGUAUCACCGGCGUCGUCCUGAUUAUAUUCGUUGUAGCGUCGCAGCCGCCUAGCGCUGACCCCAAGACAUCGUGGGCUUGGUUGGAUGUCAUAUAUAUCAUCUCGUAUGUCAAACUUCUUGUGACGUUAGUCAAAUAUGCGCCACAGCUGGUGCACAACAUGCGCAAUAAGAGCACUAAGGGAUGGGAUAUCUCGCAAAUCUUAUUAGACUUUGCAGGGGGUAUUCUGAGCAUCGCGCAGCUUGGUAUAGAUUCGUAUCUGCAACAUGAUUGGUCUGGUGUUACAGGAAAUCCAGUCAAAUUCUUCCUGGGUAACGUUAGUAUGCUCUACGACAUUAUGUUUAUGGGCCAGCACUACUGUCUAUAUAACGACAGUAGCUCAAAGAUGGAUGAUGAAGAGAGAGAGAGACUUCUAGAAAGGGGUGAAAGCGAUAGGAGAUUGGAUUGAUUCUACGUACUUGCUCACAGUAUUUCCCGUUCGUUAAUCUUAGGAGCAAGUCCGCCACAAAAGCGUUUGCUACGAAAAAUCUGCCCAGUGUAGAGAGGGUUUCUAAUAACCAGUCAUCAAAUCAUGUUAAACCGGUGCAUCGAAUUACAGUAUACCUUAUAUACUACCUCAUACCUAUGUAGGUACCUAGCGCCUAUCGGUGAAGAUUCACACACAAAGAUACGGGUCCAUACUACCAUUACCUAUUUCCAAUUUCUGCUAUAAACUAGAUGACCAGGUCACAUACGCGUAACAUUUCAAUAAAGCGAAUAACAAUCA